AUGAUUCUGAGGUUUCUCAUAUUCACAGCAUUGGCUGUGACAACAGCCAAUUCUAGUACACGACAGCAGGCGGCAGCUGCUUCGUCGGCUUUUCAUUCUAUUCAAGUCGAUUCUCCACCAUCAGUGCGUUCUCGAAUAAUCUCCGCGUCUGUGAAUACGGCGUCUUCAGUUUGCAACGAAAACGAUUUCCGAUGUUCUGAUGGAAAAUGUAUUCGUGCCGAAUGGAAGUGCGAUGGAUCUGGUGAUUGCUCAGAUGGAGAAGACGAGAAGGAUUGUCCACAUCCUGGCUGCAAAUCCGAUCAAUGGCAGUGUGACACCUACACGUGGCACAGUGUCUCCUGUAUCGCCGAAUAUCAGAGAUGUGAUAAUAUCACGGAUUGUGCCGACGGUUCUGAUGAAAAGGAUUGCCGUGAGUUAUGGACAUCCGGACACACCGACAAUCUCUCAUUUAAGCUGCUUCCACUGUCGACUGCAGCUCUCCGAACGUUUUCAUGUGUGCCGAUGGUCGUCAAUGCUUUGAUAUCACCAAAAAAUAAGGACUCGUGCUCUCGUAAUCACACCGCCUGCUUCCAAUAUCAAUUCCGUUGUGCUGACAAGACGCAAUGCAUUCAAAAGUCUUGGGUUUGCGAUGGCUCCAAGGAUUGUGCAGAUGGAUCCGAUGAGCCAGAGACGUGUGAGUUCAAAAAGUGCACAGCCAACGAGUUUCAAUGUAAAAACAAACGUUGUCAACCGCGAAAGUUCCGUUGUGACUACUAUGACGAUUGUGGUGAUAAUUCUGAUGAGGAGGAGUGUGGAGAAUACAGAUGUCCACCUGGAAAAUGGAAUUGUCCGGGUACUGGACACUGUAUUGAGCAAUUGAAACUGUGCGAUGGAUCAAAGGAUUGUGCAGAUGGAGCUGAUGAGCAACAAUGUUCCCAAAAUCUCUGCCCAUCCCUCGGUUGCCAAGCCGGAUGUCAUCCAUCCCCUCACGGAGGAGAAUGCACCUGUCCAUCUGGAUACAAACUCGACGACCGUUUCCAUCGCACUUGUUCCGAUAUCAAUGAGUGUGCUGAGUUUGGCUACUGUGACCAGCUAUGCGCGAACCAUCGCCCCGGCUUCACAUGCUCUUGUCUUGGAGACUGUUUCACACUUCAAAUGGAUCAUGGACCAGGAAAGGAUAAUCUGACGAUGAGAGGUUACUGUAUCUCGAAUAAUGCUGAUAAAAUGAAAUUGUUCGUGGCGAGAAGAGAGGGUCUGUAUCGAUUGAAUCCAAAGAAUCCAGAUGAAGAGGUUAAGAAGUUGGCUUCUGGAGAGUUCAUUUAUGGAAUUGAUUUCGAUUAUGGAGAUCGAAAAAUCUUCUGGACUGAUCGAUUGGCACACUCGGCGUUUAGUGCUGACGUCGAUGAUGAAGGAGAAAUUUCACAGAUUAAGAAGCUCAGCCUCAAAUCUCUUGUCUAUCCCCGCUGCUUGGCCGUUGACUGGAUUACCAACACUUUGUAUAUUAUUGAAUCUGGAUCCAGAAGAAUCGACGUCUCCUCAUAUGAUGGAGAUCGGAGAACUGUUCUUCUUGCCGAUGGACUCACUCUUCCAUUGGAUAUUGCUCUGGAUCCACUUAGAGGAGAAAUGUUCUUCACAAAUCAGCUGAAAAUCGAAGCUGCCGCAAUGGAUGGAACGAAUCGUCGCACUUUGGUCAACACUCACACCCAUCAAGUGUCCGGAAUCGUUGUCGAUAUCACUGCUAAGCGAGUCUACUGGGUUGAUCCCAAAGUUGAUCGAUUGGAAUCUAUUGAUUAUCAAGUAAGAAAACUUCUAGUCGAUUUUGAAUUCCCGCCACCUAAACACUUUUUUCUCCAGGGAAACGACCGUCGAAUUGUUGCCCAAGGCAUGAACACAGUUCCUCAUCCAUUCGGUCUCGCUCUCUUCGAUCAAUAUCUCUACUGGACCGACUGGACCCGCCUCGGCGUUGUUCAAGUCGAGAAAUUUGGAUCCGACACUAAACUUCUCUGGAGCAACACUGAGAACAACGUCUUCCCAAUGGGAAUCUCCGCGUAUCACCCGAUGGCUCAACCCGGACCCGGACAAUCCGAGUGUCUCGCCAUGAAGAUUGAGAAUCCAUGUACCAACGCGGAUUGCGAAGGAAUGUGUAUCCUGUCGAAGGAUAAUGGAGGAUUCGGUGUUGGAUACAAGUGUGCGUGUCCUAUUGGGCAGAAGCUGGUUAAUGGAAAGAGAUGUAUUGAUUCUAUUGAUUAUUUGUUGUUCUCCAGCAACAAGAUCGUCAGAGGUAUCUUCCCAGAAAUCGCUGAAAAGGCUUUGGCCGAAGCUGUUCUUCCAAUCUCGCCAAUUUCUCAAAGAAGAAUCGGAAUGUAUUUUGAAGUGGAGUGCGAUGUUCAUGGCAACUCUUUCUUCUAUGCUGAUAUCAUGGAUAACACUAUUUAUAGAAUCCGCCCCGAUGGAGAAGGAUCAGCGCCAGUGCUAGUCACUCAUAACGAUGGACUCUUCUCAAUGUCCUUUGACUGGAUUAGCAAGCAAUUGUACUAUGUAGACAAUAUUAGAAACAGUUUGGAGGUUGUGAAAAUUGGAGAAACUGGAUUGGUUCAACCGGAUGAGUUGGUUAGAAGACAACUGCUCACAGAGCUCAGAGAUCCAGUAUCAGUGGUUGUGCAUCCAUGGAAGGGAUUGUUGUUCUAUGCAGAGGCAAUGAGACCAGCUGCUAUCUAUAAAUGCCACAUCGACGGAACCAACUGUCAAGUCAUCCGGAAUACCACCCUCGGACGCCCAUCAGAAAUGGCCAUUGACUUUGAAGAGGACCGCAUCUGCUGGGGAGACACCCUACUGAAGACCAUCUCUUGUAUGGAUCUAGAUGGAAAAAAUGUGAACACUCUGGAUACCGACACCCCAAUUCCAGUGGCUAUUACUAUUCUGAAUGAGUACAUUUAUUACGUUCACCAACGUCCUUAUUCCAUCAGAAGAGUUCACAAGAAGAAUGGAGGAGGAAGCAAGAUUGUGCGAGAGUUUGGAGCUGAUGAACGCUCCAUCUUCUCACUCAAAGCCUGCUCUCACCAAAACCAACCGAUCCCAGAGGACUCUCGCGAGCACCCAUGCCGUGCCUCCCAAUGCACACAGCUCUGCUUUGCGACACCUUCAGAAUCCGACCCGAACACUCUCGAAGCCAAAUGCGCGUGUCGUGAAGGAUUCAAGAUCAACGCGGACAACAAUCACAGCUGCCAACGUGACAAAUCAGAAAGCAUCGAGGUCUUGUGCCCAAACAACUCAACUCAAUUCCUUUGCAAGAAUGGAAGAUGUAUUCCAAAAGAAUGGAAGUGCGACGGGGAGAAUGAUUGUUUGGAUGAGUCAGAUGAAGUUGACGAGAAAGGAGACAAGUGUUUCCAUGAGACAGAAUGCGCCGAGAACACCAUCAAGUGUCGAAACACCAAAAAGUGCAUCCCAGCUCAAUACGGAUGCGAUGGAGAUAACGAUUGUGGAGACUAUUCUGAUGAAGAUGUCAAGUACUGCAAAGAGGGACAGAAGCCAGUGUGUUCCGCUAAGAAAUUCCAAUGCGACAACCACAGAUGCAUUCCGGAGCAAUGGAAAUGUGACAGUGACAAUGAUUGUGGAGAUGGAUCAGAUGAGAAGAUCGAGCUCUGUGGGAAUGCCACUUGUGCAGCGAAUCAAUUCUCCUGCGCCAAUGGAAGAUGUAUUCCAAUCUAUUGGCUUUGUGAUGGAGAUAAUGAUUGUUACGAUGGAACUGAUGAAGAUAAAGAACGCUGUCCACCAGUUCAAUGCUCGGCUCUUCAGUUCAGAUGCGCCAAUGGUCGUCAGUGUGUUCCUUUGAGAAAUCAUUGCGAUGGACAGAACGAUUGUGAAGAUGGCUCUGACGAAGACUCGUGUGCAGUCUCCUCUGAAACCUGUACAUCGGACCAAUUCCAAUGUGUGUCUUCUGGAUUAUGCAUUCCGGCGUCGUGGAAGUGUGAUGGGCAAGUGGAUUGUGAUGAUGAGUCCGAUGAGCCAAGAUUCGGAUGUACUAGGGGAAGAGAGUGCAAAGCCGAUCAGUUCAAGUGCGGAAAUGGAAGAUGUAUUCUGAAUAACUGGCUGUGCGACGGCGAAAACGACUGCGGCGAUGGCUCCGACGAGUCUGCCGAACGUGGAUGCAAGUCUCCAAUGAACACAAGGAAGUGUCCAUUCGAACAUGUCCCCUGCGAGAAUGAUCCAGAAACGUGCAUCCCUCUACACCAACUCUGUGAUGGAAAGAGACAUUGUCCAGGUGGAACUGACGAAGGAGGACGGUGUGGAAGAGACUUGUGCUCCGCAGACCGAGCCGGAUGCGCAUUCAAGUGCCAUAACAGUCCGAAUGGUCCGAUUUGCAGUUGUCCGCAAGGAGAACAGUGUCAGUUUUUGAAAUUUCUUUUUCAGCUCGUCAACAAAACCAAAUGCGAACCUGAAAACGAGUGUCUCGAUGCUAGCAGCUGCUCCCAACACUGCAAAGAUGAGAAGCACGGAUUCACCUGCUCCUGUGAAGAAGGAUACGAACUGGAUGCCAACAAGAGAACUUGCAAGGUUCAGGACAAUGUCAAAGAUACUCGAAUCUACGUUUCAAACCGGAAUCGUAUCUACUAUAGUGACCAUAAGCUUGACAAUUGGCACACUUUUGGAGCAGUGGUGGAGAAUGCGAUUGCUCUUGCUUGGGAUAGUCUUACGGAUCGAAUCUAUUGGUCAGAUAUCCGAGAGAAAAAGAUUCUAUCUGCCAAUCGAAAUGGAACGAAUGCAACUGUUUUCAUUUCUGAUGGUUUGGAUAUCACUGAAGGAAUCGCGUUGGAUUGGGUUGGAAGAAAUCUGUACUGGGUUGACUCCUCCCUCAACACAAUCGAGGUUGCCAACUUGGAAGAUCCAAAACAGAGAACACUGCUGGUCCAUCAGAACAUCAGUCAGCCACGUGGUAUCGCUGUUGAUCCACGGAAAGGAGUCAUGUUCUGGACAGAUUGGGGACAGAAUCCAUGCAUCGAGAGAGCUUCUAUGGAUGGAUCGGAUCGUCAGAUCAUUGUCAAAACCAAGAUCUACUGGCCUAACACUAUUGCUCUAGACUUGACUACCAACCGAGUCUACUUUGCGGAUUCCAAACUUGACUUUAUCGAUUUUGUCAACUACGAUGGAACAGGAAGAACUCAAGUUCUCGCCUCCUCAAAAUUCGUUCAGCAUCCACACGCGUUGGCAAUCUUUGAGGACAUGAUGUACUACUCAGAUCGAAGACUUCAGAAGUUGCAAGUGUAUCCAAAGUAUCCAAAUGGGACCACCGGAGAGUAUCCAAGUCAUACAUUCAGUAAGGCUUUGGGAGUGGUCGCUGUCCAUCCAGCACUUCAACCAGUGAUCAAGAACAAUCCGUGCUCCAACAACCCAUGUAGUCAUUUGUGUUUGUUGAAUAAUAAGAAUGUGGGUUUUACCUUCACUUGCAAAUGUCCAAUGGGAGAAAAAUUGGAUGGAUCUGGAAAGAAGUGUGUCGACGAUGCUAAGCCAUUCCUUGUCAUCAUCCAGAAAACUAACGUCUUCGGAGUAGAGAUGGAUUCGUCUUCCGAGUCGACAUGGACUAGAAGAAGCCCAACCGGAACCCCAGAUCUUGCUGGCAUGGUCCCACUUUCCGGUCUUGGAAACGCCUUCGACGCCGCCUAUGACGCUCUCAGCGAAGAGAUGUUCAUUUUGGAGCACACCAACCACGCCAAGACUCUAGCUCAAAUCACAACGGACUCGGCUAUCUACCGUAGUACUGUGAACGGUGGAAAUAAGACAAAAAUGUUCUCAUCGGCGGUUCCGGAUGAUGCUUAUUGUCUUGGAUUCGAUUGGAACGGACGAAACUUGGUCGUCGGAAACAAGGUCACUCAAACCAUCGAAUUGAUCCGAACUCAAGGAAAACAAUAUCGAUCCGUGAUUCUUUCCAACGAUCAAUCGCCAACUGCAGUGGUGACACCUGUCUCGAUUGCUGUUGAUGCUGAUAAGGGAUACGUUUUCUGGCUGGAUCGAGGAGGCGGUGCUUCGGAUGCAAAGGUCGCACGAGCUGGAUUGGAUGGAAGCAACCCGUUGGUGAUUGCUAGCAAUGAUUUGGCAGAGUUGGAUCAUAUUGCAUUGGAUACUACCAAUCAGAGAGUCUACUUCUCGGAAGCCAAGGCUGGAAGGAUCUCCUCUGUUACCUACGAUGGUCAAGACCGUCACUACGUUCUCAGCGACGGCGGCCGCCAACCAAAUGGACUCGCUUUCCACGGAGAUCGCCUAUUCUACGCCGACUCUGCUUUCGAUUCCAUCGAAGUCGCUACAAUCCUCGGAGACUCCCAACCACCAUCUUGGACCCAUUUCAAAAAGGAUGUUGAGAAUCUUGCCAACAUCAAGGUGCUCCAACCAAGAGCGUCUUCUAGCAGCCAUCCAUGUCAUAUCAAUAACGGAAACUGUGAUCAUAUCUGCAUCCCACAAAUGUUCGCUCAACACGCUUGCUCAUGUGCGAACGGAUUCACAAAGGAUGGUCAGACAUCUUGUAAACUCUUCGAUGAAUCAUUUGUCAUUGUUGCUACCAAGACAAAGGUGACCGGAUACCCAAUCGAUGAGUCCCAAUCCAAGGGUGUUGCUAUGGAACCAAUCGGAGGUCUAUCCAUCACUGGAGUUGAUUAUGAUUUCGAAUCAAAGACCAUCUACGUGGCCGAAGCUUCUGGAAUCAACAAGGGAAUCACCGCCUAUACCAUCGGAGAGUCUGCACCAAGAGCAGUGAUUCGUGACUCGAUCGGAUCAUUGACAAUCAAGAGUUUGGCUAUUGACUGGAUCAAUUACAACAUGUACUUCAUCAACCACGACGCUGAACGAACCAACAUCGAGGUCUCCAAACUAGAUGGAACCUAUCGCAAGAUUUUGUUAACCACCAAGACAGAGACUCCAUCUUCUAUCGCUGUGGAUCCAGUUGCAAGAUAUUUGUAUUGGGCAGAUCAAGGACAGAAACCAAGCAUUCAACGAGCAUUCUUGGAUGGAUCCCGUCGCGAGGUCAUUGUUUCUUCUGGGAUCGGAGAGCCAACUGAUCUAGUAGUGGAUGUUGCCAGCAGAAUGAUCUAUUGGUCAGAUGCCAAACUGGAUGGAAUCUUCCGUGUCAGAAGUACAGGUGGAACGCCAGAACUUGUUCGAUCCGAUAUCGCAUCUGCUGCCGGAGUGGCUCUUCACGGACAGAACAUGUACUGGACAGACAACAGACUUGAGAAGCUCUUCCGAGCCACCUCGAAGCCUAACCAGACUUCCCUUCUCUUGUCUCCAACUACCGUUGCCGCAUCACUUAAGGAUAUUGGUGACGUGGCAGUGUUCUCGUCAACCAAUCAACCGAGAGCCAGCAGUCCAUGCCAGAUCACUGAUAACCUUCGGAAGAGCCCUUGUACUCAACUGUGCUUCGCCACACCUGGAACCCAGACACCAAUCUGUGCAUGUGCCAGAGGAGUGUUGAAGGGAAGAACUUGUGAAGAGCCAGACACUUAUCUCAUGUUCUCUGAUGGAGAUAAGAUCAUCGACGCCGCAAUCGAACCAGAUGUGAAGGCAUCUCGACCACUCAAGGAACCAUUCCCAGAGAUCACAAAUCUCCAGACUUUUGAUGUGGAUGUCAACCUGAGAAGAGUGUAUUUUGUAGUCGAAUCCCCGAUUGGAGUGAACAUCUCCUGGUUCUCGAUGAACAACGCUGAGAAUCCAAGACUGGUAUUCGGUGCUAGCAAACAGGCACACGCCAAGGAAGUUCGCCAUAUUUCUGAUAUGAAGUUGGAUUGGUUGACUCAAAAGAUCUAUUUCACAACUGGAAGAGGUGGAAAGGUUAUGGUUAUUGACGCAGCUGGUGAACACUUGUCGACGAUUGCUUCUGGAGACUGGACAUACGCUCUUGCUAUCGAUCCAUGUUCUGGCCUUCUUUUCUGGUCUGAUUCCGGAUACAAGACUAGCGGAGGACUCUACGAGCCAAGAAUCGAAAGAUCCAACUUGGCAGGUGGAAGUCGGAAGGUCAUUGUAUCCGAGUCGAUUUCCCUCCCAGCUGCUAUCACCGUCGACUUCAGAAACCAGAUGAUCUACUGGGCAGAUGUCAACAGACUCAACAUCGAAGUCGCCGAUUACAAUGGAGAGAACCGAAAGAUCAUUGCUUCAGGAUAUCGUGCAAAGUCCCUUGAUCUCUGGGAUCGUUGGCUCUACAUGAGUGAUCCAUUAAGUAAUGGAGUCUUCAGAAUCGAUAAGGAAUCUGGAUCUGGAUUGGAGAACGUCGUGAGCAAUAGAAGAAUCCCGGGAGCCCUCCGAGUGUUCGCUAGUGAAUCUGACGUCAGAACUCGUAACCAAGUUUGCAAUGCCCUAACCACUCAACUUUGCAAGAAUGACAAUGGAGGAUGUGAUCAGUUGUGCUCUGUGAUCGCCGACGAUGUUGGAUUGGCAGCCAGUAAGGUUCAAUGCUCGUGUAACGAUACUUAUGAAUUGGUACAAGAGCCUGGAAAGGACUAUCCAACUCAAUGUGUGCUCCGUGGGAGCUCUUCGGAGCCAGCAAAGGAAUGUCUGCCACCAUACAACUUCCAAUGUGGAGAUGGAUCAUGUAUUCUUUUGGGAGCCACUUGUGAUUCCAAGCCAGAUUGUCCAGAUGCUUCAGACGAGAAUCCAAACUACUGUAACACUCGUGCUUGCCCAGAUGGUUACCACCUGUGUACCAAUCGCCGUUGCAUUGACUCAGCCAAAAAGUGCAAUCACAUUGACGAUUGUGGAGAUGGAUCUGAUGAACUCGACUGCCCAUCAGCCGUCUCAUGUGCGGAAGGAACAUUCCCUUGCUCAAAUGGUCAUUGUAUCAACCAGACGAAGGUUUGUGAUGGUCACAAUGAUUGUCACGAUGAGCAAGUCUCCGAUGAGUCGCGUGCCACGUGUCCGAAUCUUCCGAUUGAUUGUCGUGGAGUCAAGAUUCGAUGCCCAAAUACCAACAUUUGCAUUCAACCAGCCGAUCUUUGUGAUGGUUACGAUGAUUGUGGAGAUAAGGCUGACGAAAAUCAAUUGUUCUGUAUGAACCAACAAUGUGCCCAACAUUACGUCCGUUGCCCAUCCGGAAGAUGUAUCCCAGAAACGUGGCAGUGUGAUGGAGACAAUGAUUGCUCAGAUGGCUGGGAUGAGACUCACACUAACUGUACCGACACUUCUGGUAAGAAGAUCUGUGUCGGUGACUACUUGUUCCAGUGCGACAAUCUCAAGUGCAUCUCCCGUGCGUUCAUUUGCGAUGGAGAGGAUGAUUGUGGAGAUGGAUCCGAUGAGCAUGCCAGACACGGAUGCGGUAACCGAACCUGCACCGAUCAAGAAUUCCAUUGCGCAUCGAAUGCAAAACUAGCUCAACCAAAAUACGAGUGUAUCCCCAGAGCCUGGCUUUGCGACGGUGACGUCACCUGUGCUGGAGGAGAGGACGAGUCUACAGAUCUUUGUAAAACCGAGAAGAAGGAGUGCAACAAGGGAGAAUUCAGAUGCAACAACCAACACUGUAUUCACGCGUCCUGGGAGUGCGAUGGAGAUAACGACUGCCUCGAUGGCUCCGAUGAGCACGCCAAUUGCACGUAUUCCUCCUGCCAGCCAGAUUUCUGGCAAUGUGCCAAUCAUAAAUGUGUGCCCAACUCGUGGAGAUGUGAUGGAAAUGAUGAUUGUGAGGAUGGAUCAGAUGAAAAGGACUGUCCAAAGAAUUCAGCAGCAGGACAGAAGACGUCGAAAUGCUCCAAGAGCCAAUUCCAAUGCACUUCCGGAGAAUGUAUCGAUGAUGCGAAGGUGUGCGAUAGAAACUUUGAUUGUGGAGACCGUUCGGAUGAGAGCUCGCUUUGCUUCAUUGACGAGUGCUCUCUUGCUGAGAAACCACUUUGCGAGCAGAAAUGCAUUGAUCAGAAGAUCGGAUACAAGUGUGAUUGCUUCGAAGGAUUCGCCAUUGAUGUUUCCGAUCAGAAGAGUUGUCACAAUGUUAAUGAGUGCUUCGAAGGAAUCUCGGGAUGCAGUCAGAAAUGCGACGACAAGAUCGGAUCCUACAAAUGCGCGUGCGUGGACGGCUACCAACUUUCUAGCGACGAUCAUAGCUGUAAACGUGUCGAAAUGGAACCAGAACCAUUCUUCCUUCUGGCCAACAAACACUACAUCAGAAAGAUCUCUAUGGAUGGAAACAAAUACGAACUGGCUGCACAAGGAUUUGAUAAUGUUGUCUCCCUUGAUAUCGAUCUUACUGAGAAGAAGGCGUAUCUUAUUGAUCAAGGAAAGCUCCGACUUCUGCGAGUCAACUUGGAUGAAAUGGAUUCUCCACUAUCUAGCUAUGAAACUGUCCUAAGACAUAAUGUCUAUGGAACCGAAGGAAUCGCUGUGGACUGGGUUGGACGGAAGCUCUACAUGCUUAAUCGUCAAGAGAGAUCAAUUCGAGUUUGUGAACUUGACGGUAGAUUCUGCAAAACUCUCAUUCGAGACAGAAUCCAACAACCAAAGGCAAUUGCUAUCCAUCCAGGAAAGGGAUACUUGUUCUUCACAGAAUGGUCUCUCCAACCAUACAUCGGAAGAAUGGCCCUCGACGGUUCUCCAGAGCUUCCAGAUCCAAUCUUCAAAUUGGCAGAACAUGAUCUAGGAUGGCCUAAUGCGAUUGCAAUCGACUAUUUCUCGGAUCGCCUCUUCUGGGGAGAUGCUCAUCUGAAUGAGAUCGGAUUCAUGGACUUUGAUGGAAACGGAAGACGUCAUAUACCAGCUCAACGUACCAGCCACGUCUCGUCCAUGGUGAUCUUCGACGACUACCUGUACUGGGCUGAUUGGAAUUUGAGAGAAGUUGUCAGAUGUGAUAAGUGGACUGGAAAGAACGAGACUGUGCUCAAGAAGACUGUCCAACUUCCGAAUGACUUGAGAAUCGUGCACCCGAUGAAACAGCCAGCCUACCCCAACCCAUGUGGAGACAACAACGGAGGAUGUUCUCAUCUUUGCUUGAUUGGAGCUGGCGGAAAUGGAUACACUUGCUCGUGUCCAGAUCAAUUCGUGCUUCUUCCCGAUCAGAAGACUUGUGAACCAAACUGCACGGAUCGUCAGUUUGCCUGCGGUGGCGACGAUGCCAAAUGCAUUCCAAAACUGUGGUAUUGCGAUGGAGAGCCAGAUUGUAGAGACGGAUCAGAUGAGCCUGGAGAGAGCAUCUGUGGACAGCGAAUUUGUCCAGUCGGAGAGUUCCAGUGCACCAAUCACAACUGCACCCGCCCAUUCCAAAUCUGCGAUGGAAAUGAUGAUUGUGGAGAUGGAACUGAUGAGCAGAACUGUGACAAGGCUUGUGAUCCAUGGAUGUUCAAGUGUGCGGCAACUGGGAGAUGCAUUCCAAAGAGAUUCACUUGUGAUGGAGAUGAUGAUUGUGGUGAUAGAUCAGACGAGGCUGAUUCCCUUUGUAUGUCACCGGACCGAAACUGCACAGCUGAGGAGUUCAGAUGCAACAAUAACAAGUGCAUCGCCAAGGCGUGGAGAUGUGAUAACGAUGAUGAUUGUGGAGAUGGAUCUGACGAGACUCCAGAAUGCGCUCAAAUCGAAUGCAAGAAGGGAUGGACUCGCUGCUCAUCCUCCUACAGAUGCAUCCCCAACUGGGCAUUCUGUAAUGGUCAAGACGAUUGCAGAGACAAUUCUGACGAAGACAAACAACGCUGUCCAACUUGCGACGAUGUUGGAGAGUUCCGAUGCGCCACGACUGGAAAAUGUAUUCCGAAACGUUGGAUGUGUGAUACCGAGAAUGAUUGUGGAGACAAUUCAGACGAGCUGGACGCCUCCUGUGGUGGAACUACUCGCCCAUGCUCCGAAUCUGAGUUCAGAUGUAACGAUGGGAAGUGUAUUCCAGGAAGCAAGGUUUGCGAUGGAACCAUUCAGUGUAGCGAUGGACUCGAUGAAUCUCAAUGUACCCUUCGAAGAUGUACGGCUGGUCAUAGACAGUGCGAUGAUGGUACUUGUAUUGCUGAGCAUAAGUGGUGUGAUAGAAAGAAGGACUGUCCGAAUGCAGCUGAUGAAUUGCAUUGUGAAGAUGUGUCUCGCCGAACAUGCUCUCCUUUCGAAUUCGAAUGUGCCAACUCCGUCUGCAUCCCACGCAAAUUCAUGUGCGACGGUGACAACGACUGCGGAGACAACUCUGACGAGACAUCCACCGAAUGCCGAAUGGCUCAAUGCGAUCCUCCACUUCGUUUCCGCUGUGCUCACUCUCGUCUCUGCUUGAACAUCCUUCAACUGUGCAAUGGAAUGCCCGAUUGUGGACCAAAUGACUUCUCAGAUGAGCAUUUGUCAAUGUGCUCUAGCUUCUCGGAAGGAUCGGAUUGUGCAUCGGAUCAGUUCAAGUGUUCCAAUGGAAAAUGUGUGAAUGCCACGUUGGCUUGUGAUAGGAAGGAUGAUUGUGGUGAUGCGUCGGAUGAGAUCGGAUGUUGUAAGUUUUUUCAAACUUCCCAAAAUUUUGGACAAUUUCGAAACAUUCCAAUUUUUUUAAGUUUGGAAUUCAGAGUUGAAAUCGCGACCAAACACGGAGGCAAGACUUCCUGCGAAGCAUUCGGGAACAACGGGGGCUGCAAACAAAUCUGCACAGAUGUUCGCGAUGGAUUCUACUGUCACUGCCGAGAUGGCUUCCGUCCCGAUCCACAAAGUCCUAAGGAAUGUAUCGACAUCGAUGAAUGUGCUGGAAACAACACUUGCACCCAACUCUGCCUCAACACCAAAGGAUCCUAUCUAUGCAGAUGUCACGAGGAUUACGAGAAUAAUGUAGUCGUUGGAUCAAUGACUGGAAAGGAUUGUCGAGCGAAGGGAGAUGCUGCGAACGUCAUGAUCGGAGCGGAUUCUUCUCUUGUACAACUGUCACUUCAUGGUACUGGAACCAAUCGUCACGCUGCCGCAAAGGCCAAUGAUGAGGAUAGCGAUAUCAUUGGAAUUGCAUUUGAUCCAAGAAAAGAGUUGAUGUAUUGGAUUGAUGGAAGUGAAAGGACAAUCUACCGUAGUGCAAUUUCCAAUGGAAAUCAGAGUCAUGAAGGACAAAAACUUGAUAUUGAUUUCGCAGGAAUGGGAGUAGUUCCAACCGCCAUUGCUGUCGACUACACCACUGGCAACCUCUUCGUGGCUGCUGUAUCUGAAGACGUGGAGAAUGGUUUGGUGACGGCGAGAAAGAAAAGAAUGUCGGAACCAAUUGACAAUCAGAACACUGGAUUCAUCUUUUUGGCACUUCCGGAUGGGAGAUACGUGAAAAAGAUCGUCGCUGGACAUCUUCAACAGCCAACUGCUCUGAUCACAGCACCAUCAGCAGGUCGUAUCUGCUACUCGGAUGCAGGUCUCCAUGCAAAGAUUGAGUGUGCUGAUAUGGAUGGAACCCAUCGGCAGAUUAUUGUCAAGGAUCUUGUAUUCUCCCCAACCUCGAUGGCUAUCGACGAAGGAAAGAACAACAGAAUCUAUUGGGUGGAUCCCAAGUAUCGAAGAGUUGACGCAGUGAACAUUGAUGGAACUGAUAGGACUACUGUAGUUCACGACAAGCACAUUCCUUAUGCAGUUGACGUCUUCGAAAAUCACAUUUACUGGCUGAGCAGAGAAUCAAAGACGCUCUACGUUCAGGAUAAGUUCGGAAGAGGAAGAGUGUCAGUGUUGGCGUCGGAUCUUGAAGAUGGGCAUACUGUAAGAGUCAGUCAGAAAUAUGCAAAGGACACACAACGAGUGGUAUCUGGAUGUGAGCGUGCUCAAUGCUCUCAUCUCUGCGUAACCCUGCCAUCUAGUGGAUUCGCUUGUCUCUGCCCAGAAGGAAUCGUCCCGCAAAUGGAUGGAUCAUGUGCAACUCAACAUGUCGAAGCACUCACGAUGCCUAAGCAGUGUAAAUGCACAAAUGGAGGAAAGUGUCGUUUGGAUGGAUCCUGUGAGUGUACAUCGGACUUUGAAGGAGACUUGUGCGAUAAGGAAAGUAGUGUUAGCCGACGAAUCAUUGGAACACUUUCUGAGAACUUCUUCACCGUUCUAUUAUACAUUUUGGCAUUCUUGGCUGCAUUCGGAUUGAUUGGAUUCAUUGGAUUAAAUGUUUAUAAGCGACGACAGCUGUUAUUCAAAAAGAAUGAGGCAGCUGAUGGAAGUGUGUCGUUCCAUGGAAAUGUCAUUUCGUUUAGUAAUCCAGUGUUGGAGUCGAAACAGGAUGCCCCCGGAAGCGAGUUUAGUAUGCAACAAAUGACAUCGAUGCACGAUGAUUCGACAACCUUCACAAAUCCAGUAUACGAUCUAGAAGACGUCGAUAUGUCAUCUCCAAGAUCUGAUAAUCGACCAUCCACGUCAUCAGCCAUGUCACCAAAUGGACCAUCUACGUCUUCUGCUUCUUCUUCUUUUGUACCACCUACAUUCAACCAAGAUGAGAUUGAAGUGAAGACAUCGGAUCAAGUUAUUGUUCCAAAAGUGGAAAUCUCGAAACCUCCAAUUCCGGCCCGACCCAACAAAAAGGAGAAAAAAGAGGAGACACUUCGUGUCGACAAUCCCCUGUACGAUCCGGAUUCUGAAGUUUCCGACGUCUAA
Molecule: messenger RNA, 14490 nt
Organism: Caenorhabditis briggsae
Lineage: Eukaryota; Metazoa; Nematoda; Chromadorea; Rhabditida; Rhabditidae
Gene: Cbr-lrp-1
Product: Protein CBR-LRP-1
Exons: 23
Coding region: 1-14490 (4829 amino acids)
Molecular function (GO): protein binding; calcium ion binding
Source: RefSeq, a predicted model, not a curated record